Dracunculus medinensis (Guinea worm) is the source of this 1845-nucleotide messenger RNA. The record is from the annotation of a GenBank genome assembly. NCBI's taxonomy places the organism in Eukaryota, Metazoa, Nematoda, Chromadorea, Rhabditida, Dracunculidae.
AUGUUUUUAGGCAAUGAUAAAAAGUUAUCAAGGAAGGAAUUGAAGAAACAACAGAAAAAAGCCGAAUUUGAGCGAGAAAUUUCAGCAAUGGGUGGUAAAGCUUUGCUUAAAAGUGGUAACACUGAGGAAAAAAAAGUUGGUGGAAUUGGUGCUGGUGCUGAACUGGGUGAUCAGUUCUCGUUAUCUCAGCAAAGUAAAUCUGGCGCUUCGCUGUCAUUGCUUGAGAAUGCCAUUGAUAUCAAGGUGGAGAAUUUUGAUAUUGUAGCUCAAGGAAGAGUAUUGUUUAACAAGGCAGAUUUGACCAUAGCUUUCGGAAGACGAUAUGGUCUCGUUGGACCAAAUGGUAUGGGUAAAACAACUCUUCUAAAACAUAUCGCUGCCAGAAAAUUUGAUAUUCCUUUAACUAUAGAUCUGCUGUAUUGUGAACAAGAAAUUGAAGUCGACAAUACUUCUGCAGUUGAAGCAGUAAUAAAAUCGGAUAAAUAUAGGUUGUCAUUGUUAAAUGAAGAAGCUGAACUUACAAGUAAAUUGGAAGAUGGCGAUAUUACUGUUAGUGGAAGACUUAAGGAAGUAUCAGAUGAACUUCAGAAUAUUAAUGCAAGUGCUGCAGAAUCUAAAGCACGUCGCAUUUUAGCUGGAUUAGGUUUUAAUAAAGCUAUGCAAGAAAGGCCAGUGGAAGCUUUUUCUGGUGGUUGGCGUGUGCGAAUUUCUUUAGCACGUGCUUUAUUUCUUGAGCCAACACUUUUAAUGCUUGAUGAACCGACCAAUCACUUGGAUUUAAAUGCAGUUAUUUGGCUAGACAAUUAUUUGCAAGGAUGGAAAAAAACACUUCUUAUUGUUUCCCACGAUCAAGGUUUCCUUGAUAAUGUUUGUACGGAUAUAAUCGAUUUGCAUGAUCAAAAAUUGUACUAUUACAAAGGAAAUUAUACUUCAUUCAAAAAAAUGAAGGAUCAAAAAUUACGAGAACAUUUAAAAGCGUAUGAAAGUCAGCAGCGACAUUUAACCAGUUUGAAAAAGAAGGGCAAAAGUUCUAAGCAAGCUGAAGAUGAGAUCAAAAUAUUUAUGCAAGCUAAACAAAAUAAAGCCAAUAAGGAAAAUGUCGGUUCGCAAGAGUUACUGCAAAAAGUUAAGGAAUAUAAUGUUAGAUUUUCGUUUCCUGAUCCUCCAAAAUUGGCUCCACCUGUUCUUGGUCUUCAUAAUGUAUCUUUUGCUUAUAAGGACCAAAUUAUUUUUAAAAAUGUGGAUUUUGGUGUUGAUAUGGAAUCUAGAAUUGCUGUAGUUGGUCCGAAUGGGGUUGGAAAAUCAACUUUGCUCAAACUUUUAUACGGAAAGCUUGAACCUCAUCAGGGCGAAGUGCGUAGGCAUCGCCAGCUACGGAUUGGUUGGUUUGAUCAGCAUGCCAAUGAAGCUUUAAAUGGUGAACAAUCUCCCAUUGAGUACCUUGUCACUAGAUUUAAAGUAGAUCCCCAGCUUGCAAGGAAACAUUUGGGAACUGCAGGUCUUUCUGGUCAGUGUCAUACUGUGAAAAUAAAAGAUUUGUCUGGUGGCCAAAAGUCGAGAGUUGCAUUGGCAGAAUUAGCUCUCGGAGCUCCUGAUAUCCUUAUUUUAGAUGAGCCUACUAAUAAUUUGGAUAUCGAGUCGAUUCAUGCCUUGGCUGAUGCUAUUACCAGUUUUGGUGGUGGUGUUCUCAUGGUAACUCACGAUGAACGCUUAAUUCGCGAAACUAAUUGUCAACUAUGGAUCGUUGAAGAUUACGGAAUUGCUGAAAUCGAUGGUGAUUUUGAUGACUAUCGUAAAGAGAUUCUGGAACAGCUUGGUGAAACUUUCGCUUUGCCUUCAACUUAA